Messenger RNA from Lathyrus oleraceus (garden pea), 1556 nucleotides. Its product is annotated as SEC12-like protein 2. Bases 147 to 1358 code for a protein of 403 amino acids. Gene Ontology annotation, biological process: endoplasmic reticulum to Golgi vesicle-mediated transport. Gene Ontology annotation, cellular component: endoplasmic reticulum membrane. Lineage: Eukaryota; Viridiplantae; Streptophyta; Magnoliopsida; Fabales; Fabaceae. The transcript is spliced from 10 exons. Gene Ontology annotation, molecular function: guanyl-nucleotide exchange factor activity; protein binding. The record is from RefSeq and is a predicted model, not a curated record.
AAAACCAAAACUCCUAAAUCAAAAUGAAUUUUCAGCCUCUUUGAACCAAAUAGAAGAAUCGGUAACGCAAAAGCGCUUUCAAGUAAUCAAAUACGCAGCUGAAUCACAAUCACUUUCAAACAAAAAAAACUUGUCAGUAAACAAGAAUGGGGAAAAGUCAUGUUGCGGACCCUCCGAACCUGAAGAAAUACGGCGUUCCUUUUUACUCCGUUGCUUGGGUACCCCGCAACACGCUCAAAUCGAUCCAAAAUGUAACCGCCGAUGAUUCCUCCGACGCUGAUCCUAAAGCUCCGCCGGAGACAUCAUCACUCGACGAUGAGAACUACCUCGUGUUCGCUGGCGGCGGUGGAGAAAGCCGAAGCGGUAUCCCUAAUUCUGUCUUGCUCGCGCACUUCGAUGUUGCGUCUAAUUCUCUCUCUGAUCAACCGGUGAAUAAGCUAGGAACUAACUCUGAGUUGCCUUAUAGAAUGACACUUCACCCCAAUGGAGAUGGCGUUAUUUGUGCAAUGGAAACGCCAAAGAUUUGCAGGUGGUUUAACUGGGAUCGAAACGAGAGUGCUGAAGUUCACAAGUUGGGUCUGAAAUUGUCAGAGAAAGUGCUCACCCAGUUGGAUAAUGUUGGGCUACAAUUGGCAUUGGCAUUCAGCAAUGAUGGUACUACAUUAGCUACUGGUGGAGAGGAUGGAAGUCUAAGGGUUUUCAAGUGGCCUAGCAUGGAAAAUAUUCUCAACGAGUCUAAUGCUCAUUCUACUGUGAAGGACUUGCACUUCAGUUCUGAUGGCAAGUUAAUUGUCUCUUUGGGAGGUGGUGGCCCCUGCAAGGUUUGGGACAUUUCUUCAGAAAUAGUCUUAGCUACUCUAACAAAUGAAAAUCGUGAGAAUUUUAGCUCUUGCAGAUUUUCUCAAAUAAAUGAUACAACUCAAGUCCUAUAUAUAGCUGCCAAAACAGAUAAAGGUGGAAGCAUCCUGACCUGGAAUACGCAAACAUGGGAAAGGAUCAGUUCAAAGUAUAUUUCGCGUGAUGCAAUAUCUGCAUUCAAUGUCUCAGCUGAUGGAAAGUUUCUGGCAUGUGGAACACCAGAAGGUGAGAUUAUAAUUGUAAAUUCAACUAAUAUGCAUAUUCAGACAAAGAUAAAAAAGGCUCACCUUGGCAUAAUCACUGCUUUAGCAUUUUCCCCUGACUCAAGGGCAUUGGCUUCUGUAUCAUGGGAUUCAAGUGCAAGGGUAACAAUAAUUAAAGAGAAGAAAAAUGGAGGGUUGAACUUGUGGAUUGCUGUAUUUAUCAUCCUACUCGCAAUAGCUGCUGCUUACUUCCUAAAGGUCGAAGGAAUUGAAAAGUUAUGGCUUAAAGAUUACUAGUCAAACAUAGAAAUAUUUACUGCUAGCAAAACAGCUUACCUUUGACAUUUCCAUUUUUGGGGGUGGUUUUGGAUGCUUUUCAUAUUUUCAACAUUCUGAAUUGUUUUUACAUUGGAUGAGUCUCUUUACUGCACUGUAAAUUGUAAAAUUAUGAUAUAUACGUGUGUUAAAUCAUGAGUUUAAUUGUUUUGGGAAUCA